Silurus meridionalis is the source of this 3638-nucleotide messenger RNA. RefSeq names its product shootin 1 (gene shtn1). The record is from RefSeq and is a predicted model, not a curated record. Lineage: Eukaryota; Metazoa; Chordata; Actinopteri; Siluriformes; Siluridae.
GUUCGCGCGCGCGAGGGUCCCGUGAAAACUCAGGUAACUUGGACUUUUUCUUUUCCGCUUCAAUGGCGACGACUGAGGAAGAAACCCAAAUGAGGACGAUAUCAGUGCUGUCAGACCAAGCAAUCCGGCAUUAUGAAGGCCUGCGCAACGAGCACGAGAAAACCAGACAAGAGUGUAAGCAGCUGAAGCAGGAGAGAGAUGAGGCCUUACAGAAGCUGCACGACUUUGAAAGAGUGUCACACAUGGUGCUCCAGGAGGUCAGCAGCAUGCAGGAGAACCUGGAGGUUGAAAAGACCUGCAGGCAGACGGUGGAGGCCCUGGCAACUAAGCUGAACAGGCAGAACCGCUCCCUAAAGAGGAAAAGUAUGAUGUACAUGGCGCAUCUAGAUGCCAACGUCAUCGCCGAAAUCAACCUGAGCGACGAGGAGGAAAAUCAUCAGGAGGAAGAGGCUGAAAUCUGUAGCUCCUCCCACUGCCAGAUUGUCAUCUCAGAGUUACGGAAUAAAUUAGAGGCAUGUCUGGAGGAGAAGAAGAAGUUAGCCUUCGAGCUAGAGACGACAAAAGAUCUGCUCCACAAAACCCGAGAGGAACUCCUGCGAGAAAAACACGAUAAUACUGUUUUGAUUGCCGAAACGCUCCAACAAAAGAAGCUCUUGGGGAAGUAUAACAGAGUGUCUCAGUAUGCAGUGGAGGAGUAUGAGGCCUUGCAGGCUGAUCUGGAGCUGGAGAAGGAUUUACGUGUAGAGGCAGAGAAUUUUGCACACAAGAUGUUAGUUGAGCAGAAGAAGCUAAAGAGACAGAGCCAGGUCAUGAUGCAGAGUGUGUCACCUUCUGAAGCUCUGGCGAAUGCUCUCAAGGAAAUAACAUCACUCACACACACCAUGGAAAAACAACGUUUGGAGCACCAAAAACAGCUGAAGCGUUUGGAGGAGGAACUACACGGCUCCGAGUUGCAGAAGCAGUUGGCUGCGUUGGAGAGGAAGACUGCUGUGCUGGAGGAAGAGCGUAAAGAGUGUAUGGAGAAAUGCUCUAAAGCGGAAACUGAGGCCAAGGACCUCCGCUUCACUGUGGAGGAACCAGAAAAGCUGCAGCAAGUGUCAAAUCCUAUACCUGGUCCACCUCCACCUCCUCCUCCUCCACCACCUCCUCCACCUCCUCCACCUCCAUCUUCAGUCUCAGCCAACCCUCUCAGCUCGCUCAUGUCAUUACUUCGUAAGAAAAAAGGCACCAAUGCUGACAUUCCUUUAGUAGAGAAAGAUGGAGCGCCAAAAGAGCCAGAGAAGGAUAUUAGACAGCAGGCUGUGUCAGAGAUGAUGGAAAGAAUUAAAAAAGGCAUUCAUCUACGGCCAGUUGUUCAGACAGGCAACAGGGCCAGACCACAACAGCAGCCGAGAGAGCGAAUACCGUCUGGAUCUGCCAUUCAGGAACUUAAAGGGAUUUUGACUUCCACGAAACGCCCCUCCCCCUGCCCCUCACCUACCGCAAGACCGUCCUCUCCGGAACAAUCUGAACUCCAGAAAGUCCUAAUGAAACGACGAGGGGUGCUGGAUACUGCCCAUGAUAACAUAUUGUCAUCCCAACCGUUUCCUAGCAGUGUUCUGGACCUGACUCGUGUGAAGGUGGCUCCGAGCAGCGCUGACAAAAAUCAUGCAACACCUAAACACACAUGAGCUCGGACCAUUAGUGUGUGAGCUACAGUAUCAAGGAUUGGAUGCUGUAUUAACCAGGGGGAAACCAAGAGCUGCCGUUCGAAACCUCACAAGUUUUACCAUCAGGAUCCAUUAAGGAAGAAAUCAGGAAAUCUGCAAAUUAUAAUUGGACUUGGAAAUGCCUUUGCUGGAACUUUUUCAACAAACAACAGAAACACUUUUAACCCGUUAUUGAUGUUUUUUAAAUCCCAUUUUGUUCUUCACACCAAAGUUCCCAGUGUUGCAUUUGCAUCAUCCCACUGUGAAUGCAUCAGAUUUUCCCCUAGUAUUAAAUGAAAGUGGUAGCUCAGAGAAUAGCACUUUGGAUCAGAAGGUCAUGAGUUUCAAUCUCAGCUUGAGCAAGGCCUUUAUGCAAGGCUUCGUCCACCACUGCAUUUCACAUAUACAACAUAACAGCACAGCGAAAUUCUGUCUUUGCGUAUCGCAGUGCAUUCGGAAGCUGCGUUCAAAGCAUAGGGUCAGUCAUAAUACAGCGCCCCUGGACCAGGAAGGGGUUAAGGGCCUUGUUUCAGGGCCCAACUGAGGCAACAUGGAGGCGCUGAGCUUGAACCCCCAACUCUGAUCAGUAACUUGGAGCUUUACUGUUAAGCUUUCACAUUCUUCAUUAGAGACUUAAAGGCAUAAUUUUGUGCGAAACGGUCCAAAAUGAAUUCCACAAUUAAUUAACAAAUGCUUUCAUGGAGGAAAAAAAAGUUUGAUUUCCGUGCCAUAUUACAUUCCAUGAAUGCACAGGUCUUUUCAUCUUUUCAUAUAUUUGAGGUCAUUUUAGCAUUUUUGUGGAUUUCUAAACAUCCCCCAGCGCAGAUGGUGCCGCAAUAUCGGCUUCACAGGUAGUGAAAUAAAAUCCAAUUUUUCCCAGAGACAUUACUCAAGGCACGUCAUGGUGCCAGUUGAGACAAAGUUAUUCACACACGCUUUGUGCGUGUGAAGAGAGUUUGGAAACGGGCAUUGGAGUUUAGCCUUGAAUGCUUGCCAAGUGUGAGGAUUUUUCAAUGGCUGUGUCUAGACCACUAUUAAUCCUGUAUACACCCAAUCAGUAAUUACAGGGCGCUGGACAUCUUUCUUCUCGUCGGUCUCUAACUCUGCUGAUUGUUGUGCUCUUGUCAACUAUGAUGUUUUCUGUUUUUUUUUCUCUCUUUUUGCUGCUGGAUUCUUGGUCAACUUUUUUAUUUUUUAUUUUAUUGGCACUUUUUUAAAAAACGCUCGCUUUUUGUUCUAUAUUUUCCGCAGCACAAUGUCUCUGGUUGAAACUUUCAAGAGUGCAGAAGUCAUUAUUUUUACCAUGAGGUUAAAAAUUUUGAACAUAAUCUCUGGGUGAAAAAAUAGAAAAAAUAUAAAUAUGUAAUAACACUAACACAAAGAUUGUUAGUUCAUCUUAUAAUUUAAUGUGCUUAAUUUUUUCUUGUCUUUCUUUCUUUUUUUUUUCCUAUACAAUCACUUUUUCUGCAUUGUCCAAGACCACACAUUAAGACAAAAAAAAAACUUUUCCUUCAAAUAGAUCAAAUGUAAAUGUGUAAUAUUAACAACGAUCUUAUCAUUUUAUUUGCUUGAUUUUUCUUUCUCCCUUCUACAUUCGUUUUUUUUCCCGUGUUGUCAAAGACCUCACUUUAACACAAAUGCAUGGUAUUUUUACGCAACAUAAACGCAGUUAAAAAUCUGAUUUACGUUUAUCGACAAUUAUAUAAGCUGUGAAACCGUCAGCCAAAAAGAUUUAGUUCAUCUUAUAAUUCACUUUAUCUUGCAUCUUAUUUCUUUCUUUUCCUAUACAUUUACUUCUACUGUGAUGUCCAAGACCACACUUCAAGACAAAACCCUUUUUUUUUAAAAUAGAUAAAAUGUAAAUGUGAAAUAUAACGUUAUUGUUAAAAGCGCUAUACAAUGAAAAAUAAAAAAAAGAACUGUCGUUUACUGUGCUUGAUAUUUUAUUUU